AUCAUAUCAGGCAUACUAUUAGACAGCUAUUGAAGGACCUUAACAAGCAACAUGGCCACUUCGAAAUCUGUCCUGUUCGUGUGUUUGGGGAACAUCUGCAGGUCCCCCAUCGCUGAGGCCGUCUUCAGAAAGCAGGCCACUGACAAAGGAGUCGCUAAUGAUUGGAGGAUAGACAGCGCCGCCACCUCCACCUACGAGAUCGGGAACCCCCCGGACCACCGCGGCCUGGCCUGCAUGAAGAGGCAUGCGGUGCCCAUGCGGCACGUCGCACGGCAGGUGACCCAGGAUGACUUCCAGUCGUACGACUACAUGUUGUGCAUGGAUGAGAGCAACCUGAGUGACUUGAACAAGAAGGCGAGCAAGGUGAAGAACUGCAAAGCCAAGGUCGAGCUCCUCGGUUCCUACGACCCCCAGAAGGUGCUCAUCAUCCGGGACCCCUACUACGGCAGCGACCAGGACUUCGAGACCGUCUACGAGCAGUGCGUGCGCUGCUGCAACGCGUUCCUGGAGGCCAACUCUUGAUUUCCGAGAUCCGAGGGGAACGGUUGCCGGGCGGGGCGGCGGGGAGGGGGCGGGGAUGGGUAGCGGAUGAUGGACAGCUGGCAGAGCCACUGUGUCGGUGGGGGUGUCGUCACAUGAGGUCCCUCUCCACAUGGCUCUCUCAAAGGCAGGAGGGGGGGUGGGGGUAGUGAGAGUAGGGCUUCUCAUCAUAGCUCAGGAUCAUGUCUUAAACCGUUCAAUAAACAAUUCCGUGUGUUAGAUCUUAGAUCAUUAGAUACGCUCGUAUGCAGCACUUGCAGAUCACAACAGCCACCUCCAGUUUCCCUUUUCUGAGGGGAAACGUGAAAUAACUAACUAAAUAAACGUCUGAUAAAGAAAAUCAAAUUAGGUGAACUGUUUUCUCUUUGCACGCACUUCCCCUCUGCACAGACGCACAGAGACCUCAUGUUACUCCUCCACUCUUAAGCCUACACCUACUGCCGAAGCUCUCUGUGCUACACCCUCUAAUCUCCUGUGCAAACAGUCUGACGAUGUAGGUUCUACAAUACUGCCCUGCUGAAUUUCAAAAACAGCCUGACCAGCUUGAGGUGGUUUUCUGGUUGACCUGCUUGUUUGACCAGACCACCUUAUGAUGGUUGACCAGCUACAGUAGACCAGCAAAAGCAGGGUGGGUACUUCUCUGUGUCAUCUCCACUGAUGUGAAUGUAGUAGAAGCACAUGAGAAGAGUGCGGAAUAGGAGGAGCUUAGACGGCAUGGAGUCAGAAAUGCUGUGGAACAGAGUGGUGGGAUGUCGAAUGAGGUUCAUCGGCACGACGUCAGUUUGGAAUUAGAUAAUAGAGCAGGACCGAAUCGGCCAAAAUGAGGUCAGAAAGCCAUUUCUUUUUGAAACAGUAUAUGGUGUAAACUGAAAGAACCUAAACGGACUUAGUUUUGGAACGCCUGUAGUGACUUCAGAUUGUUAUUGCCGUUAUGUCACAAGCUGUUAGUUGCUAUAUUGCUGAAGUGUCAUUUGAACUUUAACACAUUGAGAAAUGGCUUAAAAAAAAUAAAAACGAAAUGAGAUGAAUGUUAACUCUCCUUUGGAAACAGGAAAAGACUAUACUUUGGAUGCACCCUUGAGUUGUAAUGUCA
Molecule: messenger RNA, 1633 nt
Organism: Sardina pilchardus (European sardine)
Lineage: Eukaryota; Metazoa; Chordata; Actinopteri; Clupeiformes; Clupeidae
Gene: acp1
Product: acid phosphatase 1
Exons: 6
Coding region: 52-522 (156 amino acids)
Biological process (GO): protein dephosphorylation
Cellular component (GO): cytoplasm
Molecular function (GO): acid phosphatase activity; non-membrane spanning protein tyrosine phosphatase activity
Source: RefSeq, a predicted model, not a curated record